CGGUCAAAUAUAGGCAAUCAAAGUGUGGAAAGUCACUGAAUGUGCUUGUGAGUAUCAAAGUCAUCUAAAAAUAGAAGUGACAAGAAUAACAAUGUUUUGAGCAAGUUGCAAGUGUCCUUGCCUGAUUAGACUUCAGCUCUCAUUCUAUUGUUUAUUAAACUUUUACACUCAUUCUUGGAUGCAAAUUUGUUACUGCAUCAUUUUGAAAAUGUACAGCGUUAAUUCCUUGGAAUGUAAGAUUACUGUUCUGCACAUGAAACUGUGAAUGUGAGAAGGAGGGAGGGACAGAGACAGACUAAGGAGAUUAUGAAGCUUCUCUCUAAACUGUGCUCUUGCCCAUGCCAGUCACAGCAUUUUCAGAUGGAAGUCCUUCAUUCUCACUUUGAACUAUUGGUGAAUUCUCCAACAAGAGUCGGGAUCCAUAGAUUGGAUCAAACAGAGCAAGUCAAGUGAAGAAAAAAUUGGAUAAUCGACCUAAAAUGUUCUUGGGUGUGGAUAUAAUAACUUUUGAAACCAAGGGUCGACAUGGAACAAGGUUAUCCAGUUCUCGAAGAUCAGACGUUAUGAAAUGGAAAAGAUGACCACACAAGGUCUUUAACUUCAGGUGUUCAGCAUUUGGCAAAGUGCAAGUGACACUGCAUGUAAUACCAUUACUCAUGUCAAGAACAAGUGCUGAUGAUUACCACUCAUUAGGUGACUCUCUUUAUGAAUUCUACAAGGUUUUUGCAUUUGUAUUUCACCUGUUGGACCUAAAGCCAUAUGUUAAAUGGUGCUAAUUACUGAGAAUGGCGUUGCUGGCGGUCUACUUCUGGUCAAAGAUCAACAUAAUGUCUCAAGUCACAACCAAGCUAGAGGAGGCAAUAACGAAGAGUCCUCGAUACAGAGUUCCACUUUUGUGGAGACCACAGAGGACUCUUAUUUGGCAGAUGAUGAAGAGCACCAUCAUCAUGAUGAUGAUGAUAGACGACGACGAUGAUGUCUACCAAGAAUUUGAGGAGUUGGACUUUUCAAAACUGGCAGACACCAAGAGCAUCUUGUCAGAUGAUUCUUUUUACCCUCCUGACGAUUCGCUAAACUAUGAGAAAUGUCCAAGCCCUGAGAGUCCUGAGCCACUUAGCUUCUUCAAGGCAUGCAGCACAAACAAUGUCAUCAUUGUCAAGAUCUUGAUAAGACAAGGUGUGACAGAGGAUGAGGUACGAGAGGUGGACAAAAAUAACAGAACAGGUCUGAUUGUGGCGUGUUACCAGGGCUUCGUGGAUGUAGUCAUUGCCCUUUCUCAGUGUCCAUAUGUGGAUGUGAACUGGCAGGACAAUGAGGGGAAUACAGCUCUCAUGACUGCCGCACAAGCAGGCCACAGCAUGAUUACCAACUACAUGCUGAGCUAUUUUCCUGGGUUAGACACUGAGCGCAGAAACUGCCAUGGCUUCACAGCGAUGAUGAAAGCAGCCAUGCAGGGUCGAGCUGAGUGUGUGCGGGUUCUUGUGAUGACAGGUGCAGACAUUGAAGCAAGGGACUAUGGCCGUAAGCUGACUCCACGAGAAUGGGCCCUGUUCACAGGCCGCUAUGAAACAGCCAACCUCAUGUCUCGACUGAUGGAACAACCAUGUGCUGAACAGUUCUGUGACUCUUACCAUAUGAUGUGGCCUGUGCUAGAUCAGCUGGUGGCCCAAUCCAAGGAGCCCAAGUCUUGCUGGAGGAAGUUCUCGGAACGUGCCUGUAAUCUGUUCACCAUCCGUAUAAAAACCAACCCUGUGGACGAAGGUGUAAUGGACUACAUGGUGCGCAUGACCACGGCACUGGCCAGCCCAUUCAUAGCCACCGCCUGUCGCACCGUGUGCCCGGGGAGCCCUCCGUGUGUGGGGAAACGUCGCCCGGCUGUACAGGACAUUCUCCGUAAACAGCGUCUGGCUGAGCUGAAGAACCUGGGGCCUGAGCGUCUCAACAACUACAAGCGGCUCUUCCAUAACUCCAGAGUGCUGCUGGUGCCAAAGAAGCAAGAGCGCCGUUCUAGUCUGCAGCCGCAGAUACUGCACAAUGUUGCGAUGGCCUCCACUGUGGCCCUCAGAAGAAGCAGCUUGCUGCCUCUUCACAUGAUGCGCAGGAGCAGUGUACGUCCAGGUUUGGUGGUACCAAAAGUCAUGCUGUGCAAAGCGCCUCCCGCCACAUAUAUCCCAGAGAGGCUGCGGCACAGGAAUAUAAAUGACUCUCAACACUUACAGAUCCCUAAAUGGAAGUACAAAGCUCUAAAGGAGGAUAAAAAGAAAGCAGAACAGUUGGAUAAGUUAAGAUUGUCUGUUGUGAGGAAAAAGUAAUGUGGCUUUUGAUGCCUUCCCUGCUGAAAAAUUCAGCUUAAACUGGUAGCUGUGUUUUGGGACAUGGUAGCUGAUUUCUAGCUGGUCCAAGCAGGUCAUGAGUUGGUCCAAAUAAGGAGACAAGCUACUAGCAGGUAAUACCAGCUCAAUGUGUUCAAGCUGGUUUUUGGAACAUGGUAGCUGGUCGACCAGCAAAGGACCAGCCUGGACUAGCUUGGUCCAGCUACCAUGUUCCAAAACAGCUACCAGUUUAAACUGGAUUUUCCUGCAGGGUAAGUUUAGCAAGAGAGCUAUUCAGUCAUGACGCCAAUUUGUAGGCUAACCCAGAAGGCUUAUUCACAAUGGGUUCCCUCAGGAAUUUCUAAUGGGGUUUUAAAACAGCUAUUUUGAUGUAUAAAUGAAAGUAGGUCUGUGGUUAACACUAGAUGAUGAGACUUUCUUGUUUUUUUUUUUACAAUGCAAAUGUCAUAUCUCAAUCAUUAAUUUUUAAACUGUUGUGUGUUUAGCUAAUUGUUAAACUUUUAAUAAGAUAGAACAAGUCAUAAUAGAAUAGUAUUUUGUAAUGAACUUUGUACACUCACAUGAAUCCAGUCAUGUCGGUCACAGAGAAAAAGCUGCUUUGUUUUACAUAUGAUGCUGGGCGCACAUUGAGGAGUUCCGCCAUGUUGAGAUCAUAUGACCAGUUAAAUAUUUCUCACUUGAAAUUGGAUCUUUCACUCUCACAACUUUGCAGGGCUCCAGACUAAAAAAAUGACAGCGGAGUCAUUUGCUCCUUAACUGAAACUAUUAGGAGCCAAAUGGCUGUUUUUGGUAUAUACUGUAUAUUUACUGUAAUGUAUGUAUAAACACAAAAAGUUAACAUUUUCAUAUAAAAAUAUGAGCAGUAAUUCAUCAACAUUAUAUUAUCAGCAAUCACAUGUUAUAAAUCCGGUCAGUUGUGAACUCAAGAGUCGCUCUGAUUCAGACUGCUUACCUGAGCUAGUUCAAAUCAGUUUUGUGAAUCUUUUCGGCUAAUUAAUU
This is a messenger RNA of Xyrauchen texanus (razorback sucker), 3332 nucleotides long. RefSeq names its product ankyrin repeat domain-containing protein 33B-like. Gene Ontology annotation, molecular function: protein binding. The transcript is spliced from 4 exons. The record is from RefSeq and is a predicted model, not a curated record. Lineage: Eukaryota; Metazoa; Chordata; Actinopteri; Cypriniformes; Catostomidae. The coding region runs from base 786 to 2312 and encodes 508 amino acids.